GGGACCAUGACUAAGCCCGCUAUUUUACUAAGUUAACAAGAGGAGAAAAAAGAGGCAUAGCGUCAUAGCCCCACCAUCCCACCUCGCGGGUGCCAUAGGAAACCACUGGUUUGCUCCCCUCCUCUGGCCUUCUCUGUCUUUCUGCGCGAUCGCCACGUCCACCCGUUCUAUUUCUACUCCGGGAUUUCUUCCUUGAUCGUCAAGUCUUUCUUCUUCAUACUCUUCUUUUCCGUAUUUCCAUUCCAUCAAUCUACGUUCUUCUAAUUAUACCCCGUUCGUGAUACCACAUCAAUCCUCGCAAUGUCUUCUUCUCUCGAGCAGCUCAAGGCCUCUGGCACUGUCGUCGUUUGCGACUCUGGUGACUUUGCUACUAUUGGCAAGUACAAGCCUCAGGAUGCCACCACCAACCCUUCUUUGAUCUUGGCUGCUUCCAAGAAGCCUGAGUACGCCAGCCUUAUCGACGCCGCCGUUGAGUACGGCAAGAAGCAUGGUAGCAAUAUCGACGAGCAAGUUGACGCCACCCUUGACCAACUCCUGGUUCAGUUCGGCAAGAAGAUCCUCGAGAUCAUCCCCGGCAAGGUCUCCACCGAGGUGGAUGCUCGUUUCUCUUUCGACACCCAGGCCUCUAUUGACAAGGCCCUUCACAUCAUCAAGCUCUACAAAGAAAUCGGUAUCCCCAAGGAACGUGUCCUGAUCAAGAUCGCCUCCACCUGGGAAGGUAUCAAGGCCGCUCAGGUCCUCCAGCGUGACCACGGCAUUAACUGCAACCUGACCCUUAUGUUCUCGAGCGUCCAGGCCAUCGCUGCUGCCGAGGCCGGUGCUUAUCUAAUCUCUCCCUUCGUUGGCCGUAUCCUUGACUGGUACAAGGCCGCCCACAAGCGCGACUACUCUGCCGAGGAGGACCCCGGUGUCAAGUCGGUUCAGAACAUCUUCAACUACUACAAGAAGCACGGCUACAACACCAUUGUCAUGGGUGCUUCCUUCCGCAACACCGGUGAAAUCACCGAGCUUGCUGGCUGUGACUACCUGACCAUCUCCCCCAACCUGCUCGAGGAUCUCUACAACUCUACCGCCGCCGUCCCUAAGAAGCUCGACGCCACCAGCGCCGCCAGCCUUGACAUCCCCAAGAAGACCUACAUCAACGAUGAGGCUUUAUUCCGCUUCGAAUUCAACGAGGAGGCUAUGGCCGUCGAGAAGCUGCGUGAGGGUAUCUCCAAGUUCGCCGCGGAUGCCGUGACCCUGAAGAAUAUCCUCAGGGAGAAGGUCCAGGCAUAAAGGGAGACUGCCAUACGCGUUAAUAAAGUCAUGUCCAUGCAAUGUUCUCAUGUAAAAAUUGGCGACCUCCAAAAUUGAUUUAGUAGAUACGAUUCAUGAAUGUGUUCUUUCUUCAAUUCACCUCUCAACCUACUAUAAUUGAUUGGUUCAAUUACGUAUUUUGUUUGGGUUGAAAAGUAAUGAUGGUUGUAGGAAGUCAUCGGAAACGGGAAUUGAUGUCGAUCUAUAAAUACCGGCCCUGGAGCUCAAUUGCGUG
Molecule: messenger RNA, 1531 nt
Organism: Aspergillus alliaceus
Lineage: Eukaryota; Fungi; Ascomycota; Eurotiomycetes; Eurotiales; Aspergillaceae
Product: sedoheptulose-7-phosphate:D-glyceraldehyde-3-phosphate transaldolase TAL1
Exons: 7
Coding region: 301-1275 (324 amino acids)
Biological process (GO): carbohydrate metabolic process; pentose-phosphate shunt; pentose-phosphate shunt, non-oxidative branch
Cellular component (GO): intracellular anatomical structure; cytoplasm
Molecular function (GO): transaldolase activity
Source: RefSeq, a predicted model, not a curated record